Molecule: messenger RNA, 453 nt
Organism: Ostreococcus lucimarinus CCE9901
Lineage: Eukaryota; Viridiplantae; Chlorophyta; Mamiellophyceae; Mamiellales; Bathycoccaceae
Gene: RPS27a
Product: Ribosomal protein S27a, component of cytosolic 80S ribosome and 40S small subunit
Exons: 2
Coding region: 1-453 (150 amino acids)
Biological process (GO): translation; protein ubiquitination; modification-dependent protein catabolic process
Cellular component (GO): ribosome; cytoplasm; nucleus
Molecular function (GO): structural constituent of ribosome; ubiquitin protein ligase binding; protein tag activity
Source: RefSeq, a predicted model, not a curated record
AUGCAAAUUUUCGUCAAGACACUGACGGGUAAGACCAUCACUUUGGAAGUGGAGUCCUCGGACACCAUCGACAAUGUGAAGGCCAAGAUCCAAGACAAGGAGGGCAUCCCGCCGGAUCAACAGCGUUUGAUCUUCGCCGGGAAGCAGCUCGAAGACGGCCGCACGCUCGCCGACUACAACAUCCAAAAGGAGUCCACGCUCCACUUGGUGUUGCGCCUGCGUGGCGGUGGUAAGAAGCGUAAGAAGAAGACGUACACCAAGCCGAAGAAGGUCAAGCACGUGCACAAGAAGGUCAAGCUCGCGACUUUGAAGCUUUACAAGGUUGACGACGCGGGCAAGGUUGAACGCCUCCGCAAGGAGUGCAUUUCCCCGACGUGCGGCGCCGGCGUCUUCGUGGCGCAAAUGUUCGAUCGCGUCUACUGCGGCAAGUGCUGCCAAUCUUGGGCCUUGUAA